Pundamilia nyererei is the source of this 1383-nucleotide messenger RNA. RefSeq names its product chondroadherin-like a (gene chadla). Bases 1 to 1383 code for a protein of 460 amino acids. The transcript is spliced from 6 exons. Lineage: Eukaryota; Metazoa; Chordata; Actinopteri; Cichliformes; Cichlidae. Gene Ontology annotation, cellular component: plasma membrane. The record is from RefSeq and is a predicted model, not a curated record. Gene Ontology annotation, molecular function: protein binding.
AUGAAAGGAAAAGCAGAGUCCUUUAUCCAAAUGCAGAUCUUCUCUGCUGAAGUCGUCCUCCUUGUUUUAACACUGUCUUUACCCGUGGAAGCCAAAAAGUGUCCCAGAGCCUGCAGCUGUGACAGCACCACACUCACAACAGCCUGUGUGGGCAAGAACCUAACAGAUGUCCCCCCGACUGUGGAGGAGAUUACUGUGAAACUCGACCUGAGAAAUAACAACUUGCAGGUGCUGUCCAGGGGGACAUUCAUGCACACACCCUACCUCACCCAUCUCAACCUGCAGCGCUGCAACAUCAUCGAGAUUAAAGAGGGCGCCUUUCGGACUCUUGGCCGAGUGGUCUCUCUAAACCUGGCUCACAACAAAAUUGAAAUCCUUUACCAAGCAUUUCUUACUUUUUCUAAAGGGAACCCCAUCUACUGUAACUGCUACAUGUCUCCACUGAGGCAGUGGGCGAGAGUUAGUGGUGUGAAGCUGCUGGGGGCCUGCUCUGGACCUCCUCACCUCUCAGAUGAGCCUCUGCAGGCGGUGUCUCCUCUGGAUCUGCGCUGCAGGAGGGGGGAGUCACCGGUGGAGGAGGAGGAGAGUACGGAAAGAGUCCCACCCACGGUCACAGCCACUGCCAAGCCAAAGCAGAAGGUCAAGUGUCCAGCUAACUGUGAAUGUGAUACUGAGACCCAGCAUGCCACAUGUGAGGGUCGGGGCCAUACUAGAAUCCCACGAGGCUUCCCCGCCCAGACGCAGUUGCUGGACCUCCACGAUAAUCACUUCCACUACCUUCCAGCCAACAGCUUCCCAGGCAGCAGCCAACUUGUUUCUCUUCACUUGCAGUCCUGCAAAAUCCAUGAAAUUGAAGGUGGUGCCCUCCAAGGGAUGAAAAACCUUUUGUAUUUGUAUCUUUCUGAUAAUGACCUCAUGUCCUUGGACCCCAAGGCCUUUGCUGGAGUGCCCAAGCUCACCUACAUCCACCUGGAGAGGAACAAGCUGGCGCAGUUCCCUGGAUCAGCUCUGUCACUCUUACCAAGUCUGGUUGUGUUACAUCUGGAGCAAAAUGCCAUCUCUAAACUUGAGACCAGUGGGUUGCUGUCCUCACUGGGCUCUAAACUUACUGAGUUAUAUCUGGGCAAUAACAACUUAACUUACAUUGCCAAGGGCGCUCUUGACUCUGACUCUCUAUGUACCCUUCACCUGGAUUCAAAUCAGCUGACUGAGGUGCCCACCCACGCUCUGCUUGAGACCUCUAAUCUGCAGGAGCUCAACCUCUCUGGGAACUCAGUUCGUUGGGUGGGACCAAAUGCUUUCCAGCCCUUAUCCAAAAGUCUGAAGAGACUUUACAUGGAUCAUAUGGGAAUGGAAAAGGUACGAGAGACCCUUUUAAGCUAA